Molecule: messenger RNA, 514 nt
Organism: Geodia barretti
Lineage: Eukaryota; Metazoa; Porifera; Demospongiae; Tetractinellida; Geodiidae
Source: the annotation of a GenBank genome assembly
GGGGAACCCCCUGAGUGAUGAAGGAGUAACGAUGAGAUUGAGAAGCCUAUCGUCAAGAUGUGGAGAGCCGAGUGGCAGGGGUAAUGCCGGAAUAAAGAUCUACGAAGAAGGCGUUUAUCAUGAGCCUACAGAGGAACAGAGGGCAUCAAUCUACUAUUCCUGCCCAACACCCACUAACGAUGACAACUUGUACUCAGAACUAGUCAAACAGAGCUCCAAGUCCCUACAGGAUCAUGUGUAUGAUGACCACAUCAGCACCACUAGUAGCACAGUCAGUAGCAGUGGGAGUGGAGCUCCAGCCUUCUUCCACGAGGAGCCCACCUACUGGACACCUGCUGACAGUACCCAGGCCCUCUACAAACAGCUCAGCACUAGGAAAUACAGAGAGCUCUCCAGGAAACACGUCAGUCUUCGUCAGCAUUUGGGAUCAGGUCAGUUUGGGACGGUGGUCCAGGGGGUGUGGAGCUCCCCGAGAGGACCGGUGGAUGUGGCAGUCAAGACUCUCAAACCAGGC